Messenger RNA from Saccharomycopsis crataegensis, 1932 nucleotides. RefSeq lists its product as uncharacterized. The record is from RefSeq and is a predicted model, not a curated record. Bases 1 to 1932 code for a protein of 643 amino acids. NCBI's taxonomy places the organism in Eukaryota, Fungi, Ascomycota, Saccharomycetes, Ascoideales, Saccharomycopsidaceae. The transcript has a single exon.
AUGGUCAACAACAAAUACUCCCCAUUCAACGGUAAUGUCUUUCUGCACAGGGUAGAUUACAAUUUACAAAUAGUUACCCAACCUUGCUUGGUACGAACUUCUGGUAAAGAAAAAAGACCUGUUAUUCCGUCCCCUGUGCUUCAGCUACAGGUAAUUGACUUAGUAUCACAUACAGACAUCACAGUACACUCGUUGGCCAACUUCUUUUUGAAAGCAGAACUUCUUGAUGUCAAAGGAUCACCUGUCAAAGACCCUGGUCUUCUAGUUGGCACUACCAACGUUUCCGGGGAUUUCGUCAAAUUCAACAACCAAAAGUACUUGUUGUUCAAUUUCAGCAACCUAAGCAUCAUGGUAAAAGGUGAUUACAGGUUAAGGUUCUCCUUAUAUGAAUUCAAUGGGUUUGUUCCUCCUCAGAAACUAUUGUACGUCAAACCAAUCACCCAUUUGAUCUCUGAUGUUUUUACAUGCUAUAGCUCCAGGGUGUUUUAUUCAAAGGAAAUUGUGGCUAAAAGGGAAGCAGUUGUGUCAAACAUUCUUGAAAUCAAUAAUAAUCAACUCAGUAAAUCCAAUAAUUUGCUUACCGACUUGCCAAGCAACAUUUCGGUAAGAAGAUCACGAAAUAACUCAAACGUCAGUGUUAAUUCCCGAUCGCCGUCUCCAGUCCCCUCGUCGGGGGUCGAGCUAAAACAUCAUGAAAGGCCUCUAGACGAUCGCUCUAGAAAAAGAGUGUCGAUCUCUCUAAAUGAUGAUGAUAGAGAUCUACUAAAUUAUGAUAAGUUACAACAAGCCUAUUUAUCAGACAGCAACUAUCCGGCAUCACCAAAACGACAACGCUCCCCUUCUAUUUCUUCCUAUCAUGGAGAGGAAGAUGACGUUCCCGAGAAUGUGAAAUUGAAAGAUCAAUCCUUCAAUGGGUUUUUAGAAGAAUUAAAUGAUUUUACCAAUCCUUUCUUCGACCAAAACGUUGAUGCUAAAGUUGUGCAACCAAUGACUGAUUAUGCGAUGAACCCCAGCUUCUCUUUAUCCGGUCAAAAUUUGAAUAUCGCUGCCAAUAACCCAUCGUUGCCCAAUAUAGUGGUUGGUCCUCCUAAUCAAGGACAAUGGCUAGGAAUCGAUGAUCACGAUUUAAUGGAUAACCGGGCAAUUUUGGAAGAAGUGAACAAGUCUUUAAGUAGGCCUCAAUCUGCUUCACAUUCCGUCGAAGACUUGGCUAGCCCCUCUGCCGAAGAUAAUGAUUUCCAUCAAAAUCUCAUUCCAAAUUUGCGUAUCAAUUCUAGAGAAGAUGAUCUUGUCCAGCUAUUAAACGACCCAACUACAAUGGAUGAUGCAAACUUAGAGCGUGUACUCUCGAAUCUUUCCAACCCAAAUAACGACUAUGGACUGGUUUAUGAUCGUCAUGAUCAUGGUUUGGGCCUAACAAAGGUUCUCAGUAACAAUAGUAUUAGCAAUCAAGACCUACUAUCUGCCGCCCCAGCAAUGGACUUUGCCAUAGAUCCUUUGAACCCAGGUUACAAUGAAUUGGUUUCAGAUAACGAUGUCAAUGACUUGUACAAUGAAUUAUCAAGAAUCACCAGCUCAAAGAGUUAUGAAGGCGAUAAUUACGAUGGAAAGCCCCAACCCUUCCAAUUCAUGCUCAGUUCAGAUGAGCCUGAAAAUUAUUUUACACAAACCAUUAAUAACUUUGAUCAAAAUCUCAAUACAGAAAAGCCAGUUACCCCAACAAUACUGGGAUCUCGGCCUUCUGCGGGAGCCAACCUUGAAAUACAGCAUGUACUUCAAGAGAAUGUUGAGCUGACUAACAAAAUUGGUGGUUUCACUUUGGGCCAAAAUGAUGACUUGCUAAACCCUUGUGGGAACCCCCGAUUGGGAGUAGGAGCACAAAAUGAAAACUGGUGGCUGGAUAAUAGUUUCCGAAAAAGUGGCAAUGAUUAG